Stomoxys calcitrans (stable fly) is the source of this 5663-nucleotide messenger RNA. Its product is annotated as VWFA and cache domain-containing protein CG16868. The transcript has 6 exons. NCBI's taxonomy places the organism in Eukaryota, Metazoa, Arthropoda, Insecta, Diptera, Muscidae. The record is from RefSeq and is a predicted model, not a curated record. Gene Ontology annotation, molecular function: voltage-gated calcium channel activity. Gene Ontology annotation, cellular component: voltage-gated calcium channel complex. Bases 211 to 5019 code for a protein of 1602 amino acids.
CUGCGGAGGAGGGGAGCAAAAUUUUUUGUUGGUCAUAUACUGAGCAAAACCUAAAGGGGAAAAGGGUUUUGAAACUUGUUUGGCUGCUUUAGUUGGUAUAGAUCAAAGAAUUCGCAUCAUCAAACGGAAAGGAUAAAUUUAAUCCCAUCAUUGUCUUAGAAUCCAACGUAGAAAAUUUACCUAAAUGCUGCAAAUAUACGUUAAAACAAAAUGCCCACAUCUUCCAAACAUACGCUGCAAUGGCUAUAUGUGAUUCUAGAGAUAAUCACUGUAUUAACUACUAUUCCACACAUGGUUUACACAUAUCAAACCACCAAUUCAAAUGCAAUACUACAACAACAAAAUGUUCCUCUAACACCAACUAUACAGCAACAACAACAACAAGGAGAGGCAAAAGUUGCCGCACUCAAUAUACCGGCAACGGUGAAUAUUGUUAAGCAAACAAAAGUGCCUUUACACUAUGAUAAUGCCACAAUAGAAUUGGUUGUGACCCCACAAAUCAAUCAUAAUGUUGCGCAGGCGGGGCCUGGAGUUGUGGCAUCGGCCGCCUCUACAUCCUCGGCAACAUCACAAAGCAAUAACAAUGCGGGACAACUAGCACAGCAACAGCAAUUCCUACAGACACCGGCCAAUGUCUUCUUUACGAACUACAAUAGCCAACAAAAUGUACGGCAACUAUUAAGGAAUAUGGAUGAGCGUUUCAAAAAUAUGCGUAAUGUGGAAAUGAGAGUGGCCACAAUACAGGAAAUUUUCGAUUCCAUGCAUUUUUCCACCUCAACAUCGUUUACUUUUAAUAAAAAUCUUUCCAUAAACGGGGAUCGCAUACCCUAUGCGCUGUUAGAUUUUAAGCUACAACAAGAUCUACACCACUUUAGCAAGCGUUUAGCCGAAAAGUUGGAAAAGGCCUUGCACAUUGUGCGAGACUUGAAAGAGUUCUUCCAAACAAACAUCACCCAAAUAAUGCAGUUCACUGCGGAAUAUGAGGAAGACCUCGAAGAGGAUGAUUCCGAUGUGGAGCCUGAGUUCGACAUGGAAUCAAAUGAUAUAGAACGCCCCAUAAGCUCACAUGUCAAACCCUUGUAUCUGAACACAUUCAUACAAUCCUGCUAUGACAUGGACUCCUCCAGUUUCACUGCAAUGCCCGAGAACUACAACAAACAACAAAUACAAAUACUCAAUUAUGAUAAGACUGAUUAUGCUCCCCUAAUGAAAAACUACAUAGACACCUCUUUGCUCAACGAGAACAAUGAACUGACCGUAGAGGCCAAUUCGUAUAUUAAGGAAAAAAUAAAAUCCCUCAAGAUGUCGCUGUUGAAAAACGAAAAAACUCCCUGGAACAUGGAAAAGAUCAAUAUAGGGAAUCACAUAAAACACAUCUACUUUUUGUCACGCAGCGAUGAUGCCAGUGAUGCAUUUACAAAAUUCUAUCAUGAUGCCCAUUUUCGUUACCUUUUCACAUCAGCCAUACAAAAGAAAUAUGUCUUCCUAUUGCUGGAUGUGGGCUCGGCUAUGAGCGGCGAGCUGCUGGAAUUGGCCAAAACUUACAUAUCAAAUAUUUUGCAAUUACUUUCGGCCAAUGACUUGAUAUCCUUGGUUUGUGUGUCGGAUGAAGUUGAGAAUAUGUUGCUCUUGGAUGCUUCCGAUAUUGAUGCAGCCAAUGGUUUGUAUUUAAGUUCACGCGAACGUAAGGAGGAAAUUAUCAACUACAUCAGCAGUUUGACAUUGAGUCGAGCCCUUACCAAUCACUCGUUGGCAUUUGAGUAUGCUUUCAAAAUGCUUGCCAGACUAGAAAAUGCCAGCUUAAUUGGAGCUCAAAUGCCAAUCGAAUUUGUUUACAUAACAAGGGGCUUGUUGACAAACUUUUCGGAUGCCAUGCAUGUCCUGAAUGUGGUGGCCAAGGGACAGAAGUUAUUGCAAAAGCCAAUUGUUAUCAAUGCAUGUGGAGUGGUGUUAGAUGAAAAGCGCAUCAUGUACGAGAGGCAAUUUCUGACCGAUAUAACAUCACAGAACUACACCAAAUAUGAUAUAGACGUCAAGGAUUGGUACAAAACCGAUUAUCAAUUGACGGGAAAGCUUUUCUUUCUAACCAAAAUGCAACAGGAUAGCAUUAUACAAUCGGCCACAGCGAUAUUUCAAAAAGAUUUUCAAGAUCCUUAUCUGAUAAAAACUUGGCAAGUUCAUCCGCCGAUUGUGGAUGCCACCAGCAGAGAUACCAUAGUCUCCGUGACUCAUGCUGUUGCACCCUUUGGUGUAGUGGGAGUCAAUCUCUACUUGUCCGAUCUAAUAGAAGAUGUCAAUAGCUACCACUACCAACAGCAACAGUUUACCCUUAACAAUAAACAGGACAAUUCCUAUGCCUUUUUGAUUGAAACUAAUGGCAAUACUUUGACACAUCCAGCCUUUCCAAGGCCUAUAACCCUAAACCAGACACCCUUCCCCGUUGACAUACAAUACUUGGAGAACUCCACUAACUUUGCUGAUAUACGGCAGAAAAUGUUGACCGAAGAAGAUGGCAAUGAGACCACAACAAUUUUCCUAAACAAGAAUCGUAGGCAAGAGAAAUUCAUACGCACGUAUCAGUGGCAUAACAUUUUGGGUUUCUAUGUCUUGUGUAUGGUGAACACCAGAAAGGCCGAAGAGAAUGGAGCCAAGACUAGUGAUACAAAGCUGAAUUUGGCCAUACCAGCCGCAAUGCCCUUGACUUUAAAACAUUUCGCUUCGAAGAACAAUAUACCUAUGUAUACACAUUCCGAGGACUAUGAGCAAUACUUUACCACCAUUGAUUUGAUAUAUCAUCGUUUGGAUUUGCUGCCAUCCAGAGGGUCCAGCAAUAUAUGUCGUUAUUUUCGACAAAUUUCCACCAUGGAUGCGGCUACCCUGUUUUUGAGUUCAUUGGCUUUCGAGUCUCCUUUUACAUUCCUGCACAACAAUCGUUUGAGCUCGUCACAAACCCAGCUGAGAACCAUAUCAGAAAGUAUUAUAGCCUACUUAAAGGACUCCACUGGGCUUCUGGCCAAUCCAGGUCUAAGGCCGCAGAUACGCACCGAAGUCAAUGCGCUCUACACUGCCAUGCAGCAUCUUAAGAAACGACACCAAGAUGCCAGGGGAUCAUUGAAAAAUUUUAUAAUACGUCGUUACAUAGCCUCGGUGAAUGGUGUGCUGCAGGUCUAUCCGGGCUGUUUGCUCAACAAUAAUUUUGAUCCCUCCCAAAGGACAUGGUAUCGCAAGGCCAUACAAAAUCCUGGAAAAAUUGUUACCACCGAGCCAUAUCUGGAUGCUGCCGGAGCGGGCUAUAUAAUAACUAUAGCCCAUACGAUAUUUGAAGGCAAAUCGAAUGCUUUACAUUCCAUUGAAAGAGAUCAACCGGUGGCCAUUGUGGGCCUGGAUGUACCUUAUUCGUAUCUGUAUAGAAUGAUACUGGACUCCACCCCCUUGUGUCAAAUGCAUAACAUCAAGUGUUUGCUAUUCGAAAAUGAGGGUUAUUUGGUGGCCCAUCCCUCCAUGAUGGAGGCCAAGACGGCAACACGCAAUCAACGCAGACCCCAUGAGCAUUUAACCCACAAAGAGUCGUACUUGGCCAAUGACAUAUUAAAUCACAAGACUCUGGUGCGUAAGUUGGCCUGCGCGAAUUACCAAAACCGCACCUUGCAGCGUUACUAUGUAUUCAAUACCUCCCUCAGCGAUAUGUUGACAAAUGUAGUCCAUGGUGAGAGAACCAAGUAUGCCAUAGCCCUUAUCAAAGGUUCUAAUAUUUUUGCUGCGGUACUAAAUUCCACCUGUGAUGGGGGUGCCUUUUGUCCCUGCAGCACCAUUGAUCGCCAGUGUUUGAAUUGCAAACGCAUGGAUCAAUCGGAUUGUGAGUGUCCUUGUGAAUGCCCCAUGCCAGUGACAAGUGUGGGCGAUACCGUCUCCUCAUUGACCGAUGAUGAGGAAGAGAGCACCACAAAUUUUUCCUAUUUAAAUAUAACCAAACAAUAUUCGUAUUGUGAACCUCCCUACGAGGUGUAUAUACCGGAGCCACAGAUGUUUUUGACGCACGAACAAAGCAUGGAACUGCCAACUUGUGUCAAUAUAAACUGUGAUAUUUAUAGUACACAACGUGAAUGUUUGGGUGUUAUGGGUUGUGAGUGGUGUCAACAGGAUGUGGAUGGCAAUGGAUUUGCAGCGGCGUUUUGUAGUGUUCAGUCCACAUGUUACAAUGGAGUUCUUGCCAGUCUUUCACCCUAUGGUGAUCUUUAUGAUGAUGAUCUUUUGGUGGCUCAUGGCUACAAUCCCUCCAUUAAACCCAGCACCUAUUCCGCAUUUGGACCGGUGGGAGGGGCUAUUAUUGUCUUGGCCAUAGUCAUAGGCUUUGCCAUCUACUGUUAUCGCCACAAUGUGGACAGCUCUUCGCAAGAACAAUUCUACAUGGAUUCAAUGCAAGAAGAAAACUAUGGCCUGCCAUUGUCACGCUUUAAUUUUGAUGACUGCCAGACUCAUGAUGAUCCUCCCGGCGGGGGGCCUAGUGGAGGUUAUGAUCAUGCCGCUGCUCAACGCAGCCUUAUGAAUGCUGCCGACAUUUCACCUUACCACAUGAGUACGGGCAGCAGUUAUCGCCGUCCGCCUAAUGGCGAAUCUGACCAUGGUUACUCAACCAUGACACCCCAUGAGGAUUCAUCGGAUCACCAAUGUUUCACAUUGGCCGAACCCCUAUUGCUCAAUGACAAACGUCACAGUAAAUCCGACACCAUGUCCAUAUCAACAUCCAUAUCAUCGCCCACGAAUCGCCAACAACAACAACAGCAGCAGUCAUCCCAUUAUGGAUUUCCCACCAAGGAGUCCCGCUACAACAUAACAUCACCCAAAAAAUAUCAUUCGCCCAGCAGGGGUGUUUAUGAGGCAACCACAAUUCCCCUGCAAACAUCUCUGGCCAAUGCAACAGCAACAACUGGAGCUGAUGAUGUGCUUGUACCCGGGGCCACACAUCUCAUUUUGGCCCCCGUCACUGUACACCGGCAUAUGGAAACUUCCGAAUCAUAGCCCUAAGCUUGUAGCCCUAUUCAUUUGUAUGUUUAUUUUUGUAAUAAUGCCCUUUGUUAAUAUGUAAUUUUAUCUUAAAUCUAAGUUAAGAAAAAUAAUUCCACCCUACAUACACACACACACUUGAUUGCCAAUAUUAGUUAUUAACUUCCAACCAAGAAUUUUAGUUAAGGUAAAACUUUUUUUCUAUAGUUUAACUAUACAAAAAAGAAAAAAAAAAAGAUGUUGCUAUUUACUUAGCAGGUUUGCGUUGAGGUUGAGGAGAGACGAAGCAGAUGCAGAAGUUGUUUUCCAACUCUUAGGCAUUAAAAUGCUUAAAUAUUUAUGUUAAGAUUGUUUUUAAAUAACUGAGUAUUAUAUUUUUAUAAUCGUUCAAUGAAGUUACAGAGAAAGUUUGAGAGUUAGAGAUAGAGCGAGAGUGUACUACUAUUAAAGAGCAUAAGUGUUCACUUAUCAUGCCACAGCCCCCCAUUGUCCAUUUAAAUUAUGAAUAAAAUGUACUUAUUUAAAAGUAUUAUUGCUUUACAUAACAUAAAAUCAAAAUUAUAAAAAAAAAAAUCAUACUUUGUAUACUAUUGCGUUAAUUUAAGCUAAAACAAAAACUACAACAACAACAUCAAAUAAAAUUUAACAACAAAAACUUA